Dictyostelium discoideum AX4 is the source of this 573-nucleotide messenger RNA. RefSeq lists its product as hypothetical. Gene Ontology annotation, molecular function: 4-alpha-hydroxytetrahydrobiopterin dehydratase activity. Lineage: Eukaryota; Evosea; Eumycetozoa; Dictyosteliales; Dictyosteliaceae. Gene Ontology annotation, biological process: tetrahydrobiopterin biosynthetic process. Bases 1 to 573 code for a protein of 190 amino acids. The record is from RefSeq and is a predicted model, not a curated record. The transcript has 5 exons.
AUGAAAGUUUUAACUUCUUUGAAAUUAAAGAAUAACUGCAAAAUUUUAAGUGCUUAUUUGCCCAAUUUAAGAAAUUUAAAAUCAAAUAACAAAACCCGUUUGUUUGUUGUACAAGAAAAUAACAACAAUAUUAUGAACAUAAAUGCUUUUUGUUCGUCAUCAAUAUCAAAUAACACAAAUAAAGAAACAAAUAUUGAUGAAAAAGUAGAUUUAUCAAAAAAACAUUGUCAACCAUGUGAAGGUGGAAUCCCACCAUUAGAUUUUAAUUCAAAAAUAUCUUUAUUGAAAAAUAUUGACAAAGAUUGGAAAUUAAGUGAUGACAGUAAAAAAAUUUUUAGAAAUUGGAAAAUUCCUUUUUCCAAAAGUGUUGAAUAUUUGAAUGAUAUUUCAAAGAUUGCUGAUGAAGAAGGACAUCAUCCUGAUAUUUCAAUUGAAUCUUUUUGGAAUUUUAAAAUUACAAUUUACACUCAUUUCAUUAAUGACUUAACAGAAAAUGACUACAUCCUUGCAAGUAAAAUUGAUAAUUUAAACAUUAAAUCCAUUGAACCAAGAAGAAAAAAAAUUACAAAAUAA